UCAACCAGUGCUCCGCUUAUUGGUAAUCGGGCAAGGUGGCUCGCUCUACUCCUUCCUCGACUUGCAGUAGAACAUAAGCUGACGAUUGAUUUCGCUGGAGAGCUUUGAUUUGCAGCUCUGAAAAUUCAUUCUGAUUUCAGUGGUACACCUCACCAAGUUUCAUACAAAAGUGCCGCUACAGCGAUACCGAAGAUUUAUAGUUAUGAUUUUUUCAAAUGAAAGAGGAAACUGAUCAUCUAAUAUUUGUCAAACUAACAUCAAAACACAAUGGUCACCAGAUACACCAUCGACCAUAUCCUGGCGAGUAACGAUGUCCGGGACAUGACUCAUUCGAUUUCACCUGUACGUUCACCCGAAAUUGAAGAGACGACCUUUGCCGAGGAAGCUAGUUCGAUCAUUCCAGUUCUCAGCCAAUCAAAAGUCAUUGUACGAGGUGAUGUAGAAAUAAGGGAGAUCACAAGGGAUCAACCCACCGAGCGCAAAGAUGGGGUAAAUGGACACGAUGCUCGGAACUCAUUUGUAGAAAACGGUUCAGGUAGUACUGCUGAGCAUCAUGAAGAAACGUCCAUCAUAAACCUGUCGGUGAGGGGAAAGUCUCCGCCAGAUGAUUCGGGGCCUCCUAGACAAAAAAUGACCAACCACAGCGUGUUACGACCAGUUCCGGUUCGACCGAAUGAAGUGCCGCAAAAUGGAACAUUGCACGACUCCCGUCACGAAUACCCGCUGCUCAAGGAACACGAGUCUGUGUUAGGGCAAAGCCGCCUUAAUCCAACCAAAAAUAAUCAUCCUGUUAGUGAUGGAUUUGAACAAAGGCCAGAAAAGUGUCAGGGGCGCGAUUACCCCGGGUUGGAUAUGGGGAGCAGCGUCUACAGCCUAAUGUGGAGGCAGUAUUUAGACGCUCAGCUUCAAGGAAUGGCGGCUACGGGGCCUUUUGUUCCUUUGCCUUUUGUGCUCGAUGCAGCCUUGCCCCACGUAGCGAGCAGUGUAGGCCUUCCAUACCAUGUCGUGAACAGAUCCCGCAGGAGAGGCGGCCAAGUUCGGUUUACAGGAGACCAGACGAGACGCCUCGAAGAAUGGUUUCAUAUCCACAAGUACAUCACGCCUCCUCAGAGGAAGACGAUAGCCAGGGAACUCAGUCUGCAAGAGAGGCAGGUGAAGACCUGGUUUCAGAAUCGACGUGCGAAGUGGAGGAAAGCGGAAGGACAGAGCGGUGUCGAGGCUAGUCCAUCAGACAUAGGUCCAUCUCCUUCACCCUCCCACGACACAAGCGGAGACGACCUAGACGAAGACACUUUUGAGAAGGAACCUGGGCCUCAGGAAGAGCUUAUUGUAGAUGAGGACCAGCCGGAAGUCCCAAGCGUCCCAUCUAGCUGUGGCAUCGGUCGCUGCCAACCUCCUGCUGAUGACAAGAGACCUCCCAAGAAUUUCAGAGUUCUUCAUUAAUUUCUGUACAGCGAUGGAAUGAAAAUAUUGUUUCCGAUUUCUGACCAUCUGUUUUAAUAAUGAUUGAAAUUUCUAUAAAAUUCGUGAUUGUGGCGGGCUUUGUCUUUCCCAUGAAAGUAAAGAGUGUUGACUUGGGAACGCAGUGUCUUCUCAACCUUAGAAGUUUGCUUAAAAAAAACAAAAA
Messenger RNA from Macrobrachium nipponense, 1627 nucleotides. Its product is annotated as homeobox protein ceh-24-like. Lineage: Eukaryota; Metazoa; Arthropoda; Malacostraca; Decapoda; Palaemonidae. The coding region runs from base 268 to 1443 and encodes 391 amino acids. The transcript has 4 exons. The record is from RefSeq and is a predicted model, not a curated record. Gene Ontology annotation, molecular function: DNA-binding transcription factor activity, RNA polymerase II-specific; RNA polymerase II cis-regulatory region sequence-specific DNA binding. Gene Ontology annotation, biological process: regulation of transcription by RNA polymerase II; cell differentiation.